UUAAUCAUGGACGUCGUCGCUUGAGUUAUCGGCGUUUUGUUGAAAAAUACAGCAAAAAUGUGUAAUUAAUUUGUAAAUCGUGUGUUUUUUAACGUUGUCGUAUAACAGAAAAUGGUAACGAUUGUUGACGAUUUAGAUUCUUUAACUUUGCAAGAGCCAAUUUUUAAGGAUGUCAAAUAUUAUGUUUCUGGCGAUGUCUCGGAAAGGAUUAUGCUGUUACUUCAGUCCGGUGGAGCGGAGAGUACAAAAUACUUCUCUGACUAUGUCACGCAUCUAAUUUGUGGUCAAAAUGCUGCGGACACAGAUGUCGACGAAGCCCAGGACAUCUACCAGAUCCCUGCAGUGACCGAGCACUGGGUGCUUGCGUGCGCGCGCCUCAAGAAGUUGGCCGACCCCAAGCCCUACGUUCCACUUAAGAAUAAGAUAUUCACUAACACUGUGUGUUGUAUAUCUAAAGUGAGUGUGGCCGACGCUAAAGCCCUGUUCGCUGUAAUCACAUAUCAUGGUGGCAAAGUAAAGUUGAACUUGGACUCUCAGUGUACUCACCUGAUCUGUGGAUCAGCUGCGGGGAAGAGAUACAGUGCUGCGCUCACACUCCCCUCCUCAAGGAUUAAGAUUGUGACUCCGGACUGGGUGUUGGAGAGCAUCAGGGCUAGAAUACAAGCGGUGACCGACAUAUUUCACCCAAAGCUGUUAAUUGUCCCCCAGCCACCUCCAAAAGCUAUGGACCGUAUAAGUGCAAUCACAGGAUUUGACUUUGAGGAAAGUAUUGCUAAGAACGAAGUGCCUACACAAAACAUGGCUGAGAAUAAGGAUGAUAGUACACAGGCUUUGCUAGACAAACUAAAACAAAGGAUGCCUUGGAACCAUCCUCCUGCCAGUUCAAGUGCCUCAGUUGCUUCAACUACACCCAUCAGUUCUAUGGGAUACACAUCAACAGCUAUGUCGACUCCUGGAAUCAUGAGUAAGUCCAUACCUCAAGGGAUAGUGACCCAGAAUGUUCAGAUACAAGGCAGUCAGGCCAACUCUCCCUUGCUACAGAAGUUUGGGCAACAGAACACUGUGGUAUCCCAGGCUGGUAUGAUACCAAACCAACAGAUGGGCAUGCAACAGCAACAGCAGUCUUACAACCAGGGUCAGCAACAGCCACAUGGGCUUACAGCAAUUCAGAUACAGCAACAAAAGAUGUUGCAACAACAUCAACUGAAAAUGCAGAUGUUACAACACAAUAAGCUUGGUAACCAGCAAAACCAGCAAGGUUUUCAGCCUAAUGUUUCAGUCUCUCAGAUGUCUCAGAACUUGCAGGGUCAAUUACAGCAACAUAUACAGGGUAAUCAGCAUCAUUUGCAGCAGAAUAUUAACCAGCCACCGACUACUAUGAGCUCGGCUCAGCAGCACAUUGAGAAUAUCAGUCAGAUGUUGAGUCAGAGUGCUAACAAUCUCCAGCAACAACAGAAUAUGGCUAUGAAGCAAAGCUUGAGCCUGAGUCAGCAGAGUGCCUCCCAAGCUGUACAGAACAUUGCCCAACAGCUCGCACAGUCCACACAAAACCUUCAAAAUGCAAAGCUAAGCCAAAAUCUGGGACAAGGACAAGUUAUCAACCAGCAAUUAAUAUCAUCGGGACAGCAAAUGGGUCAGCAAAACCAGAAUCUUAUACAGCAACAAAAUGUACAGUCAAUGAAUAACCAGCAGAACAUUAAUAUGGGGGUGCAGGGGCUUGUGACCUCAUCCCAGGGUCAGAGUGGUCAGGGGGUGCAACUGAACCAGCUAGUGAACUCUAACCAGCAAACAGUGCUCAGUCAACAGAUACAGUCCGUCCAACAGACAAUACAGACUCAACAGAAUGCGAACGUGCCAGUCCAAGGAGCUUGGAGACAGCAGAACAUUCAAAUGGUACAAGGCCAGCAUCAAAUUAUCAGAAACCCUCUUGUGCAGUCCAGAGCACCACAAAACCAGGUUAUAUUGCAGCAACAGAUCAUGCAGACACAGCAACAAGCCUUGAUAAACAACCAGCAACCGCAAUUAAGUCCUCAGCAUACAAUACAGCAAGGUCCACAGCAGAUUCUGCAGCAGUCUAUCGGAGGGCAGGGCCAGCAACUGAACCAAACUCAUCACCAGAUUCUAUUCCAAAAACAACAGCUGCUAAGUAGUUCAGGACAGCAGCAGAUAGUUCAAGCUCCUCAACAAGUAUUAAUAAACCAACAUACUGGCCAGCAACAAAUAUUAGUGCAUGGCAACCAACAAGUGACACUGCAAGGAGGUCAGCAAAUUGUGUCUCAGAGCCAAAUAGUUCACCAAGGAGGUCAAAUAGUGAAUCAGGGUGGUCAACAGAUUCUAACGCAAGGGACUCAGCAGGUUUUGACGCAAGGAGGCCAGCAUGUGAUUACCCAGCAAGGACAACAGCAGCAUGUAGUUAUAGCUCAGUCGUCUCAGCAGAUUGUGACGCAAUCCGGUCAGCAAAUAUUGGGUCAGGCUGUUGGUCAGACUCAGCAGGUUCUGACUCAAAUGCCGCAGUCGCCUCAGGCGGGAGGGGGCAGUAUUCAGCAGAUCAUCACGCAUGGAGGGGCUCAGCAGAUAGUGUCUCCGGGAGGCCAGCAGAUUGUGCAAGGUGGUCAGAAUGUGUCAUGGCAACAGCAACAGUAUUUGCAACAGAGGCAGCAAAUUGCUCAACCGGGAACUGUGGGUCCUAGGGUCUCCUGGACAGCGGGCGGCGGCGGUCGGCAACUCAUACACCUGGACGCGCAGACGCACGCACAACUGCAGCAGAUGAAGCCUCAGGAACGAGCAGUGUUCGUGGCUCAGCUGCAGAAGAGAAGACAGCUGUCGUUGCAGCGGCAGGCUGCUAUUGCUCAGCAGCAGCAACCGGGCGUGGUGGCAGGCUCGCCCGGCGCUCCGGCCCCGGCGGGGGCUCAAAGCGUCACCUUCAUCCGCAGCCAGCUGGCACCAGGCCUGGCACAGCAACAACAAGUUCCUGUACAAUGGCUACAACAGCAAGGGGCGAGAGCAGCUACCAUACCGGCCGCUGCGCCCGCGCCGCCUCCACAGUCACCAGGUGUGGCCAGCCCGGCAGCACAACCGGGGCCGGGUGGCACGGUAGAGAACCAGUUGCAGCAGCUGCAGAUGCAGCGGCAGCAGCACUACCAGCGGUUGCAGCAGCUGCAGGCUCAGAGAGACCAUGUGGCUCACCAUGCUGCUGUCAAACAGGUAUCCCCCGGGGUGACACAACACGUGGUAAGUGGAGCCCCUCUCGCCGAGCAGCCGGUAGACGCUGCCCUCCUCACCCCCACCACUCCCGACCAACAACAAGGCAACGCUCUUCUGGUAAACCCGAAGACCAAGACAGCUCUCGCAAACAUGCUGAGCAUUCGCCUGCAAGGUGGCACAGCUUCUGAACAUGAGCCUUCCGCAGCCGGGACCCUGCGCCUCAUGACCGCGGCCCACGCGCGGCCCGCGCCCGCCGCGCCGCGGCUGCUGCUGCAGCACGCUCACGCACAUCCGCACCACAAGGUGUACGCGCCGCCGGCCCGGCCGCCGCCUGCGCGGGCGCAGUUCUACGGGCACAAUCCCAACUUGAAACUACCGCCAGAUCUUUUCCUACUGGGAUGUGUGUUUCAUAUCGUGGAAUAUCAACAGUCGUGGGGGGCGGAACGCGUAUCACGGUGGGGCGAAGCCAUACAGCGACGGGGCGGCGAGGUCGAGCCCGUCUACUGCGCCCGCGUCACGCACGUGCUGUGCGAGACGCAGCGCCACGGCGUCGUCAUGCAGGCAUUACGCGACGCAAAGCGCUGCGUCACGGCCUACUGGCUGUCAGACGCGAUGUUACGCCGCGGCGUGUUACCGCCGUGGCACGCGCUACACUUGCCCAGCAUGUACGCGGCGAGGGACAGGCCUGCCAGGCAUCAUCGAGCCGCUAUAUCGGGGUGGAGGGACGAGGAGAGGGAUCGAGUCACAUUCUGUCUUGAACAUAUUGGUGCUAAGCUAACCCCAUACAUGACACGAGACAACACAGUGCUGAUCUGCAAGCGAGCUGAAGGCAACAAGUACCGGCGAGCUAGGGACUGGGGCAUCCCAGUAGUGACCGCCGCCUGGCUGACCGACCUGCUGCUGGGCAACAUGAGCGCCUUGUCGCAGAUCGAGAACGCGAAGUACCAACAGUUCAACCUCACCAGUCCCUUCAGAAUGGAUUAUAGCUUAGUGUCACAUCUUAUGAACGCGUGGAAAAUGCCAAUAAACAUAACCCAGGAGUCCCACGAGCGCGCGAAGCGUUCCGCCGCCGCCGCCUGCGUCGCGGCCGGCGGGCGCCGCGCCAAGCGCCCGCGCCUGCAGUCGCCGCCGCCCGCGCCCGCGCCGCCCGCCGCGCCGCCGCCGCUGCACCUCGCGCCCCGGGUCGCCUUCUCCGCACUCACGCCGCAUGCACACCAUAAACUCGCUGCUAUUGUUAGGCAACUCGGCGGUCUAGUAGUCUCCUCAGCAGCUGAAGCAACGCACCUCGUGAUGGACAAACUGGUCCGCACAUGCAAACUGAUCAGCUCACUAGUCACCGUCAAGCAUCUCCUCACGCCCGAGUGGAUCCUCGAGAGCCAGCGACUCAACAAGUUCGCCGACGAAGCCAAGCACGGCCUCAGGGACGAAGCCUUCAACAAAAUGUUCAAGUGCGACAUAUCAGAGGUACUCUUAUGCGGAGAAAUGAGGAAAAAACUCUUCGAAGGCGUCACAUUCUUCCUCACGCCCUGCGUCAAACCUUCAAGAGGAGCGCUAACAGAAAUGAUAGAACUCUGCGGAGGAAAAGUCGAAAAGAACCGACGAUCCUACGUCUCCAUACAAGAAAUGCAUAAUCAGAAAAACUAUAGUUACCUAGUUCUAACGGUACCCAAUGAUUUGCAUUUGGUUUAUUACUUGCUGCAGUCAGAAAAGACUUUGAACGUCGUCUGCAGCACUGAAGUGGUGCUAUCCGCCAUUAUGAGGCAAAAGUUGGAAGUCGAGGAGUUCCUCGUCAAGAUAGACUAGAACAUUCUUCCUUGAGACUUGUCGUUAAAUUUUAUUGUUAGGUAUACGAAUUAUGUCUAUUUACAGAUUUACGUGCAUGAACUUAUCAUAGAGUAUUUGACAAUAUUAAAAGUAUUUAUAUUAUACAGUGCGAGGUUCCAUAAGAAUAACUAUAAAAUGUUCCUGUUUUCAUGAUGUUUUUAUGUUAAAAAAAAAUUGUUUUGACUUUUGUCUGUAUCAACUGUAAUAUGAAGCUAUGAAUUAGUUACGAUUGGAAUCGAUUUCUGACUUUAUUUUCCUUUAUUUUGGAAUCUCUUAUUUCGUAUAAUAUUCAUUCUCUUGUUAAAAGUUUGCAUUUUAAGUUCAAUAUCUAUAUUUUGUUAAAUUUUUGAAAGAGCAAUUCACGUUGCGUUUAUUAACUUGUAAGGAGAAGUUUUUGAAAUAUUUUUCUGAUUUUGUGUAAAUAGACAUUUCAAAGGUCUGGACCAUGUAUAAAUUAAAAAAGAAAACUUAAGAGUAUAUUAAAGUAUGUUUUCGAUUAUGAAA
Messenger RNA from Helicoverpa armigera (cotton bollworm), 5532 nucleotides. RefSeq names its product PAX-interacting protein 1 (gene Ptip). The record is from RefSeq and is a predicted model, not a curated record. The coding region runs from base 112 to 5007 and encodes 1631 amino acids. The transcript has 15 exons. Lineage: Eukaryota; Metazoa; Arthropoda; Insecta; Lepidoptera; Noctuidae.